Rhododendron vialii is the source of this 2222-nucleotide messenger RNA. Its product is annotated as protein root UVB sensitive 6. The record is from RefSeq and is a predicted model, not a curated record. The transcript is spliced from 13 exons. Lineage: Eukaryota; Viridiplantae; Streptophyta; Magnoliopsida; Ericales; Ericaceae. Bases 228 to 1781 code for a protein of 517 amino acids.
CCUCUCUCUCUCUCUCUCUCUCUCUCUCUCUCUAGAUACACGUCACACGAAUAUAUAACCUCCUCUCCCUCUCUCUCUCCUCUCUUCGUUAGCCCACCUGCCUUUUGUUCCUUGUCACAGUCCCCCUACCUCCGUCGUCAAUCCCAAUGCCUCCUCUCCUCCCCUAAGAAAAAAGCCAUCACCAUAACCCAUUUCCCCCCAAUCUCCCCAAAAUCACUCCAAUUCCAAUGACGCCAAUGAACCUUAAGCCCAAAUCAACCACCCAAAGCCUCCCCUCCGACGCCGCCCGCCUCCUCGUCCGCGAAACCCUCCGAAUCAGCGCCGACCUCGCCUCCUCCUCCUCGUCCGCCGCAGCUGAGCCCUCGUCCGCUGCGUCGGCUGCGGCGGAGAGCGCGGGGCUUAGGCCUUCCGCCGCGGCCAACCUCGGGCUUAUCGAUGAACAAUUCGUCGGGUCGAGCUUGAGGUUGAUUUGCUGCGAGGAGGUGGACGGACGGCGGUGGGAGUAUUUCGCGGAGAAUGGCGGAGGCAGAGGCGGCUCGAAGCAAUUCAAGAACGGAUCCAUCCGUUCCGUUAGCUUGCAUAGCCCUCAGGCCCCUGUUGAGGAGCUGAUGUCAUUCAUAAGAUCUUAUGUUGUGCCUGAAGGUUUUCCUGAUACUGUUGCUUCAUCAUAUGUACCAUACAUGACAUGGAGGGCAUUGAAGCACUUUUUUGGUGGAGCAAUGGGUGUUUUCACGACAAAAACGCUUUUGAGUUCAGUUGGAGUCUCCAAAAACAGAGCUACUCCAGGCGCUGUAGCCAUAAAUUGGAUUCUCAAGGAUGGUGCUGGUAGGAUAGGGAAAAUGCUUUAUUCUCGGCAAGGGAAGAAAUUCGAUUAUGAUCUGAAACAGCUUCGGUUUGCUGGUGAUCUUCUAUUGGAACUGGGUGCUGGGGUAGAAUUGGCAACUUCAGUUGUGCCCCACCUUUUUCUGCCUUUAGCUUGUGCUGCCAAUGUAGCCAAGAAUGUUGGUGCUGUUACUUCCACAUCAACUCGUACACCAAUUUACAAAGCCUUCGCUAAAGGAGAGAACAUAGGGGAUGUUACUGCAAAGGGAGAGUGUGUUGGCAAUAUUGCAGAUCUGCUGGGAACUGGGUUCAGCAUCAUGAUGGCGAAAAGAAAUCCCUCCCUAGUCACAACAUUCGCCCUCCUUUCAUGUGGAUACCUUCUCAGCUCUUACCAUGAGGUAAAAUCUGUCGUGUUGCGUACCCUGAAUCGAGCAAGGUUAGCUGUGGCAAUAGAUUCCUUUCUUAAGACAGGGAGGGUUCCAACACUGGAGGAGGGGAAUAUGAUGGAAAGUAUAUUCAAUUUUCCAUGGUCAAAAGAGAGGCCUGUUGUUCUCGGAUCAAGAUUUAAGGAUGCAUUCCAAGAUCCAUAUUCAUAUCUUGGCAUAGAGCCUAUUUUUGAGAAAGAGAGAUAUGUAGUAACGUAUAAUUCUUCAAAGGGCAAUAUAUAUGCAUUGCUCAAGGAUCAAGCAAAAUCCGAUGACAUUUUGAAAGCAGCUUUCCAUGCUCAUGUUCUCCUGCAUAUCCUUCGCUCAUCACCUCAGUGUCGGUCUUUGCCUAGUAAGCAUGAAGAAGUUGAUCAAAUUAUGCCUUUUACUGAUCUUGAAGCUCAUAUUGCUGAAUCUUAUAAAAUGGUCUCAGCUUUAUAUGGGCCUUUCAAGAGCAAAGCUACAGAACAGGGCUGGGUUAUGUCAGAGUCGCUUCUUAAUCCCGGGCGAGCUCGGCUCUGUGAUGCUAACUAAGGCAAUUGGUUCGAAUUAAACUUGUGUUGAAGCUUGGGUUGGGCAGCCACAUGGAGAACGACCAUGAAAGCAUGUUUAUCUAACAGCAAGCUUUCACGCGCACCACUGGAAUCAAUCAAAACCACAAUUUCUAUCAGUUCUCCAUGUUCAGCACGGAAAGAGCUAAACAGAAUGAUGGUACGGGCAGGAGUAUAAUAGGUAUAGUGCAGUUACGGCAGAUGUUUCCAGUGGAAUUCUACAACCAACAAAGAGUACAUUUUGUUUUUUCAGUUCAUGCCUUUAUUUAUAAAAUCUAUUUUUUUUUUCCUUCUCUGUUUCCUUUGGCAUGCCUUCUGGUGGCUUGAGUAUAUGAUAUCUAGGGAACAUGGAAAUAAAUUUUGAUGUAAGAAUCCUAAUUUACGUAAGUACAGCUUUAUGCCUAUGUGAUGUGUUUUUCAUAAA